Messenger RNA from Anopheles cruzii, 1098 nucleotides. It is a transcript of the gene Tpi, whose product is annotated as triosephosphate isomerase. The coding region runs from base 166 to 909 and encodes 247 amino acids. Gene Ontology annotation, biological process: glyceraldehyde-3-phosphate biosynthetic process; gluconeogenesis; glycerol catabolic process. NCBI's taxonomy places the organism in Eukaryota, Metazoa, Arthropoda, Insecta, Diptera, Culicidae. The transcript has 2 exons. The record is from RefSeq and is a predicted model, not a curated record. Gene Ontology annotation, molecular function: triose-phosphate isomerase activity. Gene Ontology annotation, cellular component: cytosol.
UCGAGCAAGAUUACACAGUGCGAAGGUCAUCUGGAGGUUGCAGUUCCGAAAAAAGAUAGAGCGCCGGUUGGUUGGAAAUUUCACUUUCAUCGCUGCUGUGUUCGACCGGUUACACAAUUCGCUUUCGCGGUAACAGUUUCAAUCGGAUCAUCGCCAGCCACCAUCAUGGGUCGUAAGUUCUGCGUCGGAGGAAACUGGAAGAUGAACGGCGACAAGGCCAGCAUCACCGAGCUGUGCAAAUUGCUGUCGGCGGGACCGCUGGACCCAAAUACCGAAGUCGUCGUCGGUUGCCCUGCACCGUACUUGUCGCUGGCGCGCUCAUCGCUACCGGAAUCGAUUGGUGUGUCGGCCCAGAACUGCUACAAGGUUUCGAAGGGUGCUUUCACCGGUGAAAUCUCUCCCGCAAUGCUGAAGGAUCUCGGCCUCGGUUGGGUCAUCCUGGGUCACUCGGAGCGCCGUGCCAUCUUCGGUGAAACGGACGAGCUGAUAGCGGAGAAAGUGGCCCACGCCCUUGCGGAAGGACUGAAGGUCAUCGCUUGCAUCGGCGAGACGCUGCAGGAGCGUGAAGCCGGUCAAACCGAAGCAGUGUGCUUCCGGCAGACGAAAGCCAUCGCCGCCCAGGUGAAGGACUGGACCAACGUGGUUAUUGCGUACGAACCGGUGUGGGCCAUCGGAACGGGCAAGACCGCCACCCCAGAGCAGGCACAGGAAGUGCAUGCCGCUCUGCGGAAGUGGUUCACGGAGAACGUUUCGGCGGACGUCUCAAACGGCAUCCGCAUUCAGUACGGUGGCUCGGUUACGGCCGCAAACUGUCGCGAGCUGGCCGCCAAGCCGGACAUUGAUGGAUUCCUAGUUGGCGGUGCUUCGUUGAAGCCCGAGUUUGUGGAGAUUGUCAAUGCCAGAAAGUGAGUCGGAGCAUCGGAUCUGCCCAGUCCCGUUGAGUAGUGACAGGGACACGCACAGUAGAAGCGCACGUCCCCAGCAAAUGUGUUUCGUUUCGUCUUACUUUAAGUACCGCUCGAUGCGCUGAUUGUUACAUUUAAGCAUUAAAACCAAGUCAUUCAUUCAAAUAAAUGUAAAAUCGCCGGCAUGUUGUCU